Molecule: messenger RNA, 4042 nt
Organism: Cornus florida
Lineage: Eukaryota; Viridiplantae; Streptophyta; Magnoliopsida; Cornales; Cornaceae
Product: kinesin-like protein KIN-4A
Exons: 26
Coding region: 326-3454 (1042 amino acids)
Biological process (GO): mitotic spindle organization; microtubule-based movement
Molecular function (GO): microtubule motor activity; ATP binding; microtubule binding
Source: RefSeq, a predicted model, not a curated record
CAUGUUACCCACAUUUGAUAAUUCCCCCAACUACCCUUUUCUCUCUCUACAAAUAUUUUUUUUUCCCUUUUUAUUCUCUCUCUAAACAACUAUCUGUCUGUCUCUUCCUCCAAUUCACCCCCUCUCUCUCUCUGUUGUUGCAGCAUCACUAUCCUGUCAUAAUUCUUCUUCUUCUCUCCAUUUCUAAGAAAACUUGUCUUCUUCUCUCACUCUUAACUGUUUCCACAAACACAGUCUAUUUCUCUCUCUAACUGUUUUUUUUUUUUUUUUCUCUCUCUAGCUAAAUUUUUUUUUUUUUUUUUCUCUCUCUAUCUGGCUGCUUCCUAUGGAAGCUGCUACUGAAGAUUGCUGCGUGAAAGUUGCAGUUCACAUCCGUCCGCUUAUCGGCGAUGAGCGGCUUCAAGGCUGUAAGGAUUGUGUCACUGUGGUCUCUGGGAAGCCUCAGGUACAAAUUGGCACACAUUCCUUUACUUUUGAUCAUGUCUAUGGGAAUGCUGGUUCUCCCCCAUCUGCAAUGUUUGACGAGUGCAUUGCUCCACUUGUUGAUGGUUUGUUCCACGGAUAUAAUGCUACUGUUCUUGCUUAUGGUCAGACGGGUUCAGGAAAAACAUAUACAAUGGGUACUAGCUUCAAAGAUGGCUCCCCAACAGGACUAAUUCCUCAAGUUAUGAGUGCUUUGUUCAGCAAGAUUGAAAGUUCGAAGCAUCAAACUGAAUUCCAAUUGCAUGUUUCCUUCAUUGAGAUCCUAAAAGAAGAAGUACGAGAUUUGCUGGAUCCUACUUGUGUGAACAAAUCAGAAACUACAAAUGGGCACACGGGGAAAGUAACUGUACCCGGGAAACCACCAAUACAAAUUCGCGAAACAUCCAAUGGUGUUAUUACACUGGCAGGAUCUACUGAAGUUAAUGUCAGAACACUAAAAGAAAUGGCUGGUUACCUGGAACAAGGAUCCUUGAGCAGGGCAACAGGGAGUACAAACAUGAAUAAUCAGUCAAGUCGCUCACAUGCCAUCUUCACCAUCACACUAGAGCAAAUGCGUAAGCUCAAUCCAGCUUUUCCUUGUGAUGGCAAUCUCAAUGAGAGUAUGACCGAGGAAUAUCUUUGUGCGAAAUUGCAUCUAGUAGAUCUUGCUGGAUCAGAGCGAGCUAAAAGAACGGGCUCGGAUGGUCUGCGUUUUAAGGAAGGAGUUCACAUUAACAAAGGCCUUUUAGCACUUGGUAAUGUGAUCAGUGCACUUGGUGAUGAGAAAAAGCGGAAAGAAGGUUUGCAUGUUCCUUACCGAGACAGUAAACUUACUCGGCUUUUGCAGGAUUCACUUGGUGGUAACAGCAGAACGGUCAUGAUAGCCUGCAUUAGUCCUGCUGAUAUAAAUGCCGAGGAAACUCUCAACACCCUAAAAUACGCAAAUCGUGCUCGCAACAUCCAGAAUAAGCCUGUUGUCAAUAGAGAUCCAUUAUCUAGUGAGAUGUUGAAGAUGCGGCAGCAGUUAGAGUUCUUACAGGCAGAACUUUGUGCUCGUGGUGGAGGAGCUUCAUCUGGUGAAGUACAGGUUCUAAAGGAAAGGAUUGCUUGGCUCGAAGCUACAAAUGAGGAUCUUUGUCGGGAACUUCACGAAUAUCGCAGCAAAUGUGCUGCCACAGAGCAAUGUGAAAUGGAUGAUCAAGUUGUUGACACCUGUUCUGUGAAAAGUGAAGGACUCAAAAGGGGCUUGCAAAGUAUUGACUCAUCUGAUUAUCAAAUGGGUGAAAAUAUAACGGGUGAUUCUGGGGAAAUUGAUGAAGUAGCAAAAGAGUGGGAGCAUACGCUUCUACAAAAUUCUAUGGAUAAAGAAUUAAAUGAGCUAAAUAAACGUUUGGAGCAGAAAGAGUCAGAGAUGAAACUUUUUGGAGGUUAUGACACCAUGGCUCUUAAGCAUCAUUUUGGAAAGAAAAUCAUGGAACUUGAGGAUGAGAAAAGAACUGUUCAGCAAGAGAGGGAUCGUUUGUUGACUGAAGUUGAGAAUCUUUCUGCUAGUUCUGAUGGGCAAACACACAAGUUCCAAGACAUACAUGCCCAGAAAUUAAAAUCACUCGAGGCACAGAUUCAAGAUCUUAAGAAGAAACAAGAGAAUCAGGUUCAGCUUUUAAAGCAAAAACAGAAGAGUGACGAAGCCGCAAAACGUUUGCAAGAUGAAAUACAAUUCAUCAAGGCACAAAAGGUUCAAUUGCAAAAUAAGAUAAAGCAAGAGGCAGAACAAUUUCGACAAUGGAAGGCCUCUCGAGAGAAGGAACUGCUACAGUUACGGAAGGAGGGAAGGAAAAACGAGUAUGAAAGGCAUAAGCUUCAAGCUCUAAAUCAGCGCCAGAAAAUGGUUCUUCAAAGAAAGACAGAAGAGGCUGCAAUGGCCACCAAGAGGCUAAAAGAGUUGCUAGAAGCACGCAAGUCUUCAUCACGUGAGAAUUCAGUAAUUAGCAAUGGGAAUGGAACAAAUGGCCAGAGCAAUGAUAAAUCCUUGCAACAUUGGCUUGAUCAUGAGCUAGAAGUCAUGGUGAAUGUUCAUGAAGUUCGUUAUGAGUAUGAGAAGCAAAGUCAAGUGCGAGCUGCACUGGCUGAAGAGUUAGCUGUGUUGAAGCAAGUUGAUGAAUUUUCUGCGAAGGGGCUAAGCCCACCUAGAGGAAAGAAUGGUUUUUCCAGGGCAUCGUCAAUGUCACCGAAUGCUAGAAUGGCAAGAAUAUCUUCUCUUGAGAACAUGCUAAGCAUUUCAUCAAAUUCACUUGUAGCUAUGGCUUCACAACUUUCAGAGGCCGAAGAACGAGAGCGUGCCUUUAGUAGUCGUGGGCGGUGGAACCAGUUGCGUUCAAUGGGAGAUGCAAAAAGCUUGCUUCAAUAUAUGUUCAAUUCUGUUGCAGAUACAAGGUGUCAGUUAUGGGAGAAAGAAAUUGAAGUCAAGGAAAUAAAAGAGCAACUGAAAGAACUGGUAGGUUUAUUACGACAGAGUGAAGCACGAAGAAAGGAAGUUGAGAAGGAGCUAAAAGUGAGAGAGCAAGCUGUCGCAAUUGCAUUGGCUACAUCAGCUUCGACUGGAAAUGAGCAGGGGGGCUCUCAUAAUUCAUUAAAACACUUCGCCGAUGAUAUGAGCGGUCCCUUGUCUCCAAUAUCUGUGCCGGCCCAGAAACAGCUCAAAUAUACAGCAGGCAUUGCUAAUGGUUCAGUGAGAGACUCGGCAGCCUUUGUAGAUCAGACACGGAAGAUGGUGCCAAUGGGGCAGUUGUCAAUGAAGAAAUUAGCGGCUGUGGGGCAAGCUGGGAAGCUAUGGAGGUGGAAGAGAAGUCAUCAUCAGUGGUUGUUACAGUUUAAAUGGAAGUGGCAGAAACCAUGGAAACUCUCGGAAUGGAUUAGGCACAGUGAUGAAACAAUCAUGAAGGCAAGGCCUCGUCCACAAGCUCUGACGAAUGUGUUGUAUCAGAGUCAUUAGCUUACUUGUUGCUCCUGUAUAUUCAUCUUCAACCCACAUAGGACCGACCCCAAAUACAUGGCCGGGGGAAGAACAUAUAAGCAAUUACAGUCUGCAGUUUGAGAGGAUGUUGGGAUUUCUGCUGAUAGCCGUCUUGGACGAAUUGGAUUUUGGGGUAAAAUAGGUUUGUAAUCCUGGAGUUCUGUAGCGGUGGGUACUGCACUGGGAGCAUCUUGUAAAGUAGUGUGAUGCAACCGGUGGGUCACCCGAGUAGUCACAAAGAAAAUGUUAGAAUCAGAAGGUGCAAGUAGUGACACAUUGAUCAAAGAAGAUCAUGCUUGUGAAUGGGUGGUGGUGUUCGGUGUUCUGGUAUAUACACAUCUGCCAAUAACAACAAACUACUUCGAUGGAGGAGACACUUUCAUCAGGUCAUAGUAGUGUGUAUCUAAAGGUCUUUUCUGAUUGUUUCUUUUUUCUUUUUUUCUUUUUCUUUUCCUUUCUUCAUUAAUUUUUUAUGGUGUUUUAUUGUGUGAGAGCACAAUAUUGAUUUUGUUGAAAGAACUGAAUUCUGCAGAAAAUUUUAUUAUAGCAGAAGUGUAAUUUUUUUAA